CCUGGCGUUAGAGACGGAGCGGGAUGUGGACCCUGCGGGCCGCCGUCCGCCUUGGGGCUGCGCUCUCUCGCGUGGUUCGCAGCCGGCCAGCUCUAAGGGUUGCGCCGCCGCCGCCGCUGCCUUCCUGUCCUGAUCGCGCGCUCGCUGCCCUCCGUCCCGACGAUCCGGGGGCCCUGCAGGGGCGAGGGGGCGGUGGCCGGGGUCCCGGUGCGGAUGGCCGGAGCGGCGGAGCCGUACUGGCGGGGGAGGAGGAGGAGGAGCCAGAAGAUGCAGAGAACGAGGAAGAGGAGGAGGAGCUGCUGCGGAGCGAGCCCUUGCUACCCGCGGAGGCCCAGCGCGUGUGCCUGGUUCACCCUGAGGUCAAGUGGGGACCGGGGAAGCCGCAGCUGACGCGAGCCGAGUGGCAGGUAGCGGAGGCGAGAGCCCUGGUGCACACGCUGGACCGCUGGUCGGUGGUGGAGACGAUGGUGGUGCCGACCAAAAUGCCCGACAGGAAGCUCAUCUUCGGCAAAGGGACCUUGGAGCACCUGACAGAGAAGAUCAGAGGGUUGUCGGAAGUCACGGCUGUCUUCCUGAACGUGGAGAGGAUGUCUGCGUCCACUAAGAAAGAACUGGAGGCCAUCUGGGGCGUGCAGGUGUUCGACCGAUUCACUGUGGUUCUGCACAUUUUCCGCUGCAACGCCCGGACCAAGGAGGCGCGGCUGCAGGUGGCCCUGGCGGAGCUGCCCCUGCUCAGGUCCAACCUGAAGAACGUGGCAGCCCGCCCGGACGGACGCGGGGGGAGCUCUCGCUACAUCAUGGGCUCAGGAGAGUCGUUCCUGCAGGUGCGGCAGCGCCUCCUGAAGGAGAAGGAGAUGAAGAUCCGGCAGGCCCUGGAGAGGCUGCGCAGGAAGAGGCAGCUCCUGGGGCGGCAGCGGCAGCGGCGGGAGUUCCCGGUGGUCUCCGUGGUGGGAUACACCAACAGUGGGAAGACCACGCUGAUCAAGGCUCUGACGGGAGACGCCGCCGCGCAGCCCCGCGACCAGCUGUUCGCGACGCUGGACGUCACGGCGCACGCGGGGUGGCUGCCCUGCCGCAUGGCCGUGCUGUACAUGGACACCAUCGGCUUCCUGUCGCAGCUGCCCCACGGCCUCAUCGAGUCCUUCUCCGCCACCCUGGAGGACGUGGCCCGCUCGGAUGUCAUCGUGCACGUCAGAGACGUGAGCCACCCUGAGUGUGAGCUGCAGAAAGCCAGCGUGCUCUCCGCCCUGCGCGGCCUGCGCCUGCCCACCCCUCUGCUGGACUCCGCGCUGGAGGUCCACAACAAGGUGGACCUGGUGCCCGGGUACAGCCCAUCGGAACCCGGUGCCCUGGCCGUGUCUGCCCGCCUGGGGCUGGGGUUGGAGCAGCUGAAGGCCGCGCUGGAAGACGCCGUGCUGAGAGCCACGGGCAGACGGGUGCUGACCCUGCGCGUCCGCCUGGCAGGGCCACAGCUGAGUUGGCUGCACCAGGAGGCCACGGUGCAGGACGUGCAGGUGGUCCCGGAGGCUGGCGUGGCUGAAGUCACGGCCAUCAUCAGCAACUCCGCCUACGGCAGAUUCCGGAAGCUCUUCCCAGAGUGAACUGGCGCCGGUGACCGGGACGUCCUCUGCGCCUGAGGGAGGCGAGUCGGACAGGGCAGACCCAGCGCCGCCAGGUCGGUGGGCCGGCAGCAGUCGUGUGGACGGGUUUGCUCCCAGAAGUCCCCACUGCUGGACUCGAACCCUCAGUUUCCCAGUCCGUCCUCCGGCCUCCGUCCAGAGGAAACCCAGCGCCCAGAGCUGGACCCACAAGCGGGAAGGUGCUUCUUGGAGUCAAACUGCCGCGGAGACGGCCGCUGCUGAGCACGGGGGCCGAGACAGGCCGAGUGCAGAGCUAGCCGGGGUCCUGCAGCUUCCGCAGAGACGCGCGUGCCUCUCGGAGCCCACGCAGCCCAGCACGUGCAGAGCGCAAGGGGUCUGUUUGCGUCUUUUGUCACGUGAGAAGUGUCUGUGCGCCUCUUCCCUUAGACUGGCGUAGCGCCGCGUCUGCACGGCCCCAGCGUCAGCGAGCGGGGUGAGGGGGCAGCGGCCUCUGCCCUGGGCUGGGCUGUGCUGAGCCUGCUCAAGGGGCCCGAACCGGACUGAACCCAGCGCAGCGCCGUCCUCGUCUCCGGAGACGCGCCCCAUCACUCCAGCCUGCUGCCCGCACUCCUGGACUUCCCACACCUGCCGCAGACCAGGCCAUCCGCGGCUCCAAAUGCAGAGAAUAAAUCAGUGAGGCCUGAA
This is a messenger RNA of Artibeus jamaicensis (Jamaican fruit-eating bat), 2285 nucleotides long. RefSeq names its product GTP binding protein 6 (putative) (gene GTPBP6). NCBI's taxonomy places the organism in Eukaryota, Metazoa, Chordata, Mammalia, Chiroptera, Phyllostomidae. The transcript has 10 exons. The record is from RefSeq and is a predicted model, not a curated record. The coding region runs from base 24 to 1601 and encodes 525 amino acids. Gene Ontology annotation, cellular component: cytoplasm. Gene Ontology annotation, molecular function: GTP binding; ribosome binding.